Molecule: messenger RNA, 866 nt
Organism: Ochotona princeps (American pika)
Lineage: Eukaryota; Metazoa; Chordata; Mammalia; Lagomorpha; Ochotonidae
Gene: SMIM32
Product: small integral membrane protein 32
Exons: 1
Coding region: 470-787 (105 amino acids)
Source: RefSeq, a predicted model, not a curated record
GGACGGACUAGCAACGCACCUGUGCUCUCGGCAGGAGCCUAGGCUGCAGGGCUGCAUGGGCAGACGCAGCAGGCUCCAGGCCACCUGCCCUUGGUGCGCUCUGCAUCUCCAGCUGCCCGCUAGCUCCCCGAGCCCGAAGCUGGAGUCUGAGCUGGAAGAGCGGCUGGGAAACGGCGAGAAGAGUUGGCGACUCUCGCCCACUGUCCUGGGGGCAACUGCAAGAAACGGGAAGCCCGAGGGGCACCAACACGGAGCCGAGCAGCUCUGAGCGUGGGGACUUGCCACCCCGCGCGCCAGGCGGCUGAGCACGGAGGCGACCGAGCAAGAGGACGUGUCCCCAGAACCAGCAUCCCCUCGCUGGUUCGAGGGCAAGGACUGUGGUCAGUGGCACACAACAGGGCGGGCGGGGCAUGCCAUGGAGGUGGAUCAAUUGGCUGUGUGAGGCAAAGUGAGGAGGGAGCCGCGGGCCAUGUACGGCGACCUGUUCAACGCCACCGCCACCGGCAGCCCCGAGGCGGCGGUGGGCGGCGCGCUGGCCCCGGGAGCCACGGUAAAGGCAGAGGGCGCUUUGCCGCUGGAACUAGCCACAGCUCACGGCAUGCGGGACAGCACGGCCACCAAGCCCGACCUGCCUACCUACCUGCUGCUCUUCUUCCUGCUGUUGCUCUCCGUGGCUCUCGUUGUCCUCUUCAUCGGCUGUCAGCUGCGCCACUCGGCCUUUGCCGCUCUGCCCCACGACCGCUCGCUGCGCGACGCCCGCACACCCUGGAAGACCCGGCCAGUGUAGCGGCUGCAGAAGCCGGGUAACCUGAGCGCUGGAGCAGCAGACGGGAGCCACAUCAAAUCCUCUCGACGCCAGGGGUCGC